AUGGGCAUGAGUGUGAAUCCUGGGGUGCUUACAUUCACAGAGGUGAACCAGAAGAUUACGUUCCAUGUUGAGUUUAUAGCAGAAGAUGGUGCUGGGAAGGAUGGUGUAGCCUUUGGUCAGGGAUAUUUGAGAUGGGUUUCUGAUAAGCAUAAUGUUACUAGCCCAAUAGGUGUGAUCUUUGACUCUAAGUAG
This is a messenger RNA of Prunus armeniaca (apricot), 192 nucleotides long. NCBI's taxonomy places the organism in Eukaryota, Viridiplantae, Streptophyta, Magnoliopsida, Rosales, Rosaceae. The record is from the annotation of a GenBank genome assembly.